AUGAUCGACCCCCGCACCAAGGAGAGUGGGGAAGACAAACAAGAGUACUGCAGGCGUCGUGGCUGGGGUGGCGGAUGGAAGCCAGGCCCCCUGAAGCAAUGGAAGUGGUGGCCGAACACAGAGAAUGCACAUCGACUCUGCGUGUACCUUGAGGAGUUGGACGCCAAAAUCACUUCGUUGAGCCAAAGCGAAAAGGAUGAAAGGGCCCAUUCAUUGAUGAGAAAGUUUUACGAGCUCACCUAUGACCGGGACUGCAACAUCUCGACCCCUGAAGGUGCAGCCCAGGCCAUUGAGGAGCUCGGGUAUGGAUCAGCAAAGGAGGCUGUGGAAUGGCUAAAGAAGGGUGGAGGUGUUCGCGAGGUGAACGAAGAUCUGCGGCGGGCCCACUAUGACAACAUUCACGCAGUGCCACACUAUAGUAUCAAAUGUGAUGGGCAGGCAGGAGCCGUACCAAGUGUCAGCGGAGCCCAAGACAGCAGGUGGUUCUACCAAGCCUUCCAGGCACCAAUUCGUCCUUUUUUAAUCCUUGCAACCCAGUCGAAUCGUUUGCAUAGUCUCAUCAGAUCUUUCGACUUUGGUUUCACUGGCUCGUUGGUCCAACAUCAGGCGCUGCUCCAGUAA
Molecule: messenger RNA, 621 nt
Organism: Durusdinium trenchii
Lineage: Eukaryota; Dinophyceae; Suessiales; Symbiodiniaceae
Source: the annotation of a GenBank genome assembly